This is a messenger RNA of Pieris macdunnoughi, 528 nucleotides long. The record is from the annotation of a GenBank genome assembly. NCBI's taxonomy places the organism in Eukaryota, Metazoa, Arthropoda, Insecta, Lepidoptera, Pieridae.
AUGGCGAAACGAAUUACCCAAAGCUCGGUUAACUGGGCUGCUAUCGCAGAAAGAGUGCCGCCCAACCAAAAAGUCAACCUGUCUGCUUUUAAAAUGAAGUCAGACUCUUACCUCAGAAGAGUUUUGGCUAACCCUCCUGAGCCGCCUAAGAUUAAUUGGUCACAAUACAAAGCUGCAAUCACUGUCCCUGGCAUGGUAGACAACUUCCAGAAACAAUAUGAAGCUUUGAAGAUUCCUUACCCUGCGGACACAUACACCUCUCAGAUUGAUAGUCAAUGGGCUGAGAUUCAAAAGGAUAUUGCAGCUUUUAUCAGCCAAUCUAAUGCUAACAUUGCCAAGUAUGAAAAGGAAAUUGCUGAAACCAAGGCUCUAUUGCCAUUUGACCAAAUGACAAUGGAGGACUUCCGUGAUUCUUACCCUGAAUUGGCUCUUGAUCCCAUCAACAAGCCUACCUUCUGGCCCCACGAACCUGAAGACCAGAUUGACUAUGUUGACCCAGAGGGCACAAAGGCAGCACCAGCUCAUUAA